AUGGAGACACCAUCCUCAGGCACAGUCACCCCAGUCGAUCUGGAAGGGGGAGAGGGUCAGAUAAGGAAAAGACUGACUGUCACCUUCCGUGGUUUGAACGUUCGGGUUACAGCACCGGAUGCAGCGUUGGGUGAUACUUUAUGGUCUAAGAUGGAUCCACGACAGAUUGGAGGAUUAUUCAAGCACGGUGGCAGCCCCAAAAGGACGAUCCUCAAGGAUGUCGCAGGCCAGGUCAAGCCAGGCGAAAUGCUUCUUGUGCUGGGACGACCGGGAUCCGGAUGUACCUCUCUUCUCCGAGUUCUCUCCAAUGAUCGCGAUAGUUUUGAUGAAGUCACCGGCGAGACUCGGUUUGCAAGUAUGAAUCAUCAGGAAGCCAAACAAUAUCGUCAGCAGAUCAUGUUCAACAAUGAAGAUGACCUGCACUUCCCAACUCUUACCGUCAACCGAACGAUGAAGUUUGCUCUCCGAAACAAAGUCCCUGCUGAGCGCCCGGGGAAUCUCAACAACCCCAAGGAGUAUGUCUUGAAUAAGCGUGAUGAUAUUCUUGACUCUUUAGGCAUCGGGCACACUAAGAAGAACAUGGUUGGAAAUGAGUUCAUUCGAGGAGUGUCGGGAGGAGAGCGAAAGCGUGUAUCCCUUGCCGAGGUCCUGGCUGGUCAGAGCCCCGUCCAGAUGUGGGACAACCCAACACGAGGAUUGGACUCCAAGUCUGCCCUUGCAUUCGCUAAAAUGCUCCGAUCCGAAGCCGACCGAAAUGACAAAACAAUUAUCACUACUACCUACCAAGCAGGAAACGGUAUCUACGAUCAGUUUGACAAGGUUCUUGUAUUGGCUGAAGGCCGUGUCACCUAUUACGGUCCAAGAUGGAUGGCAAGGGGAUACUUCGAAGAUCUUGGAUUCACCUGCCCCAAGGGUGCUAACAUCGCCGAUUUCCUGACCUCAGUCACUGUGCUUACCGAGCGUGUUGUGCGAGUCGGAUGGGAAGAAAAGGUGCCGAACACUCCGGAAGAAUUUGAAGCUUGCUAUCAGAAUAGCCCCGUCUUCAAAGAUCAGAUGGAUGCUAUUGUGGAGCCUGAAAAGCUCAAUUAUGAGACCGAAGACCUCACACUGGCUGUUUCAAGUGACAAGAGAACGCAGCAUCUACCCCGUCACAAAAGUGUCUAUACGACAAAACUUUGGGACCAAGUCGGUGCUUGUAUCUUGCGCCAAUUUCAAAUCAUGUGGGGAGAUAAAUUCUCUCUAUACGUGAAGGUCGCAUCCGCAAUCAUACAAGCAUUGGUGUGCGGAUCUUUGUUCUACAACUUACCAGAGACUAGUGCAUCGAUAUUUCUCCGUCCUGGUGUUUGUUUCUUUCCGGUUCUCUAUUUCCUGCUGGAGUCUAUGUCCGAGACCACUGGCUCCUUUAUGGGCCGACCCAUUCUCUCCCGCCAAAAGAGAUUCGGCUUCUAUCGCCCUACGGCCUUUUCCAUUGCCAACGCUAUCACGGAUGUUCCAGUCGUUAUAUUUCAAGUCAGCUCCUUCUCAAUCAUUCUUUACUUCAUGGCUGCAUUGCAGAUGGAUGCCGGCAAAUUCUUCACCUUCUGGAUCAUCAUCAUCGCCCAGACACUGAGCUUUGUCCAACUGUUCCGAUCUGUUGGGGCUGUUUGUGGGACAUUCGGAAACGCAUCGAAAAUCUCCGGGUUGCUUUCUACAGUUUUCUUUGUUUAUGGAGGAUAUCUGAUUCCGUUCGAGAAAAUGCAUGUGUGGUUCCGUUGGAUAUUCUACCUGAAUCCAGGCUCCUAUGCAUUUGAGGCGCUCAUGGCAAACGAGUUUGUCGGUCGCAAGUUCACGUGCGUCGAGCCUGAUUAUAUCCCAUACGGGCCCCAAUACCCAAGCUCGGCAUCCUCUCACCGAGGAUGCUCGGUUCUUGGAAGUGAUGAAAACGGUAUCAUUGACGGAGCAACAUACAUCAAAGAGCAGUACAGUUACUCUGCCGGUCACAUCUGGAGAAGCUUUGGCAUUCUGAUAGGGUUCUGGAUUUUCUUUAUUGGCCUGACUGCCCUUGGACUUGAACUGCGCAACACGCAGACUGGUUCUUCCGUUCUACUCUACAAACGCGGAAGUGAAACAAAAAGGAAAGGGGAGGAGAUCAAGAACAAGAUCGCUCCACCAAAGAAGGAUAUGACAGAGCUAUUGGGCUCAGUCAAGCAAUCUACUUUCACGUGGAAAGACCUUGACUACCACGUUCCUUUCCAUGGGGAGCAGAAGCAGUUGUUGAACAAGGUUUUUGGCUUUGUGCAGCCUGGAAAUUUGGUCGCACUGAUGGGAGCUUCUGGGGCUGGUAAAACCACACUGCUGGACGUGCUUGCUCAACGAAAGGAUAGCGGCGAGAUCAAUGGAUCUGUUUUGAUCGAUGGUCGCCCCGUUGGUAUCAGCUUCCAACGCACGACUGGCUAUUGCGAACAGAUGGACGUACAUCUCGAGACAGCUACGGUCAAGGAAGCCUUGGAAUUUUCGGCUAUUCUUCGACAGCCCUCUACCGUUUCAUAUGAGGAAAAGAUUGAAUACGUUGAGCACAUUAUCGAUCUUCUGGAGCUGCGAGCAAUAAGCGACGCGCUGAUUGGCGUCCCUGGUGCCGGCCUCAGCAUUGAACAGCGCAAACGUGUUACUCUUGGCGUUGAGCUAGUGGCUAAACCAACGUUGCUUUUCUUGGAUGAGCCCACUUCAGGUCUUGACGGACAGAGCGCUUUCAACAUUGUUCGUUUCCUUCGCAAAUUGGUUGACGGUGGCCAGGCUGUCUUGUGUACAAUCCAUCAACCUUCCGCUGUUCUCUUUGAUGCGUUCGAUGGUCUUUUGCUACUAGCUAAAGGAGGCCGGAUGUCCUACUUCGGAGAGACUGGAAAGGAGUCAAGCACUAUCCUGGACUAUUUCUCCCGGAAUGGGGCACCUUGUCCACCGGAUGUCAACCCAGCGGAGCACGUCAUUGACGUUGUUCAAGGAAGCGCGACCGACAAAACAGACUGGGUCGAAAUAUGGAACCAGUCGGAGGAGCAGAAGCAAGCACUUUGCCAGCUCGAUACACUUAACGAUUCCAAAAGAGCCGAGGUUGACUACGUCGAAGAUACCUCUGACUUUGCUACAUCACACUGGUUUCAAUUCAAGGCAGUCUCGAAGCGCCUUAGCAUUCAUAUUUGGCGGUCACCUGACUACAUGUGGAACAAGUUCUUCCUCCAUAUCUUCGCCGGCCUCUUCAGUGGAUUCACGUUCUGGAAGAUUGGAGACGGCACUUUCUCUCUUCAGCUGAGGCUUUUUGCCAUCUUCAAUUUCAUCUUUGUUGCGCCGGGUUGUAUCAACCAAAUGCAACCUUUCUUCUUGCACAGUCGUGACAUAUUUGAGACCAGAGAGAAAAAGUCAAAAACCUACCAUUGGCUGGCUUUCAUUGGAGCUCAAAUUAUGACGGAGAUUCCAUACCUCAUUAUCUGCGCCACGCUAUACUUUGCGUGCUGGUACUUCACGACAGGUCUUCCUGUGGAGGCCAGUGUUUCCGGUCAUGUCUAUUUGCAGAUGAUUUUCUACGAAAUGCUGUACACUUCUAUUGGUCAGGCCAUCGCGGCGUAUGCACCCAACGAGUAUUUUGCCGCUGUUAUGAAUCCUGUCCUCAUUGGUGCUGGUCUGGUCAGUUUCUGUGGCGUGGUUGUUCCAUACUCGUUGAUGCAACCAUUCUGGCGAUACUGGAUGUACUACCUGGAUCCUUUCAACUACCUCGUCGGUGGGCUCUUUGGUGAGGUUGUCUGGGAUGUCAAGGUUAAAUGCGAAGCCUCUGAGUUCGUCAAGUUCACUGCUCCCUCGGGUCAAACCUGUGGCCAGUAUAUGUCCGAUUUCUUGGCAUCCCAAGCUGGCUACUUGCUCGACGAAAGCUCAACUGGCACAUGCUCAUUUUGCCAAUACUCCCAAGGUGCUGAUUAUGCGAAGACAUUCAACCUCAAAGAGAAGUAUUACUCGUGGAGAGAUACUGGUAUCACUGCUCUGUUCUGUCUUUCUACAUAUGGUUUGGUCAUCUUGAUGAUGAAACUCAGAAGCAAGAAGACAAAGAGUGCACGCUCUGAAUAA
Penicillium brevicompactum is the source of this 4089-nucleotide messenger RNA. RefSeq names its product putative ABC multidrug transporter. Gene Ontology annotation, molecular function: ABC-type transporter activity; ATP binding; ATP hydrolysis activity. NCBI's taxonomy places the organism in Eukaryota, Fungi, Ascomycota, Eurotiomycetes, Eurotiales, Aspergillaceae. Gene Ontology annotation, biological process: transmembrane transport. The coding region runs from base 1 to 4089 and encodes 1362 amino acids. Gene Ontology annotation, cellular component: membrane. The transcript has 14 exons. The record is from RefSeq and is a predicted model, not a curated record.